CUCCCAACGCCAUCUCGAAUCGUCAACGACGAGAAAAUACCGAUGGAAAAACGCACUCCUCGGUUUAUUCUCAGGUUUUUCAAGUGUUAAUUAGUUUAUUAAUUAGUGUCAGUGAUUUAUCCUCCGCUCACAGAAUUAAUUGUUGUUUUAGGGGAGGAUAUAAUUGAGAAUGGCUCGACCACUCAAUUUUUUCAUUCAAAUCCGUAAUUAUAAGGGGCAGAAACCCCCAAAAUUCUGGGGUAAAGAUAAGAAAGUGUAUGAAAAAGUCACUUAUUAUCCGAGACAUCCAGGUCAGGUAGAUCCCCCGAUAGCUCCGACAAAACUGCUUGUUAUCCAGCGAGUGAAACCGUACGCUGGAAAUCCUUACUGGCACAAAGCAAUUCUCGAUCAGUUACACUUGAACGAGAAGAAGAGUGACAUAACAAUUGUCAAGAAUAUACCAGAGAUAUGCGCCCAGUUGUGGAAGGUGAAACAUCUCAUCAAGGUGACACCUCUGAAUCAGCCUGGUAAACUUCCAGAGGACAACGACAUUCAUGCCACUUGGCUCAUGGAGAAUGGAGAUCUCUUGCUCACUCCCAGGGUUGAUCCAGUCAGGGAACAGUUAACCAUGGAUCACGUUCGAAAUCCUAAACGUCUAGAUGGAGAAACCCUGUCCUUUGAGCUGAGAAUGAGAUGGUUGAAUCCCUGGGACACAUGAUUUAGGAACUAUUUUGGAAUCGAGAGAACCGAGUGCUGAUUUUUUAUGUCAAUUCAUUGAAAUCAUUUAUAUGGAUUAAUGUGUAUAUAGCCUAAGGAGAGAACAUAAAGAAACGAUUGAGACAA
Molecule: messenger RNA, 822 nt
Organism: Fopius arisanus
Lineage: Eukaryota; Metazoa; Arthropoda; Insecta; Hymenoptera; Braconidae
Gene: mRpL30
Product: mitochondrial ribosomal protein L30
Exons: 3
Coding region: 170-697 (175 amino acids)
Biological process (GO): translation
Cellular component (GO): large ribosomal subunit; mitochondrion
Molecular function (GO): structural constituent of ribosome
Source: RefSeq, a predicted model, not a curated record